This is a messenger RNA of Echinops telfairi (small Madagascar hedgehog), 1988 nucleotides long. It is a transcript of the gene SLC43A2, whose product is annotated as solute carrier family 43 member 2. The record is from RefSeq and is a predicted model, not a curated record. The transcript is spliced from 14 exons. Gene Ontology annotation, biological process: neutral amino acid transport; transmembrane transport. Gene Ontology annotation, molecular function: L-amino acid transmembrane transporter activity; neutral L-amino acid transmembrane transporter activity. The coding region runs from base 125 to 1777 and encodes 550 amino acids. Lineage: Eukaryota; Metazoa; Chordata; Mammalia; Afrosoricida; Tenrecidae.
UGCUUCCACUGACGGCCUGCAAACGCUGUCAGUCCCGCCGGGAGCCAGGGCUUGUCGUGGCUGCAGAGCCGAAGCCUGGGUCGGAGCCGAGCCGCUGCACCUUGCGUCCUCUCGUCGCUGCGCCAUGGCGCCCACUCUGGCCACUGCCCAUCGGCGCCGCUGGUGGAUGGCUUGCACAGCCGUGCUGGAAAACCUCCUCUUCUCGGCAGUCCUCCUGGGCUGGGGCUCGCUGCUCAUCAUGCUCAAGUCAGAGGGCUUUUACUCCUACCUGUGUAUCCAGCCAGAGAACACCACCAAUGGCUCUGUGGCAGAGCAGGAGGAGGUGACCUGGAUGAAUGGCUGGCUCAGCUGCCAGGCCCAGGAUGAGAUGCUGAAUCUGGCCUUCACCGUGGGCUCCUUCCUGCUUAGCGCCAUCACCCUGCCCCUGGGGAUCGUCAUGGACAAGUAUGGCCCGAGGAAGCUCCGGCUGCUGGGCAGUGCCUGCUUUGCAGUUUCCUGCUUGCUGAUUGCAUAUGGAGCAAAUAACCCAAACUCUCUCUCCGUGCUCAUCUUCAUCGCCCUGGCCCUGAACGGCUUUGGUGGGAUGUGCAUGACCUUCACGUCAUUAACGCUGCCCAACAUGUUUGGUGACCUGCGGUCCACAUUUAUUGCCUUGAUGAUUGGGUCCUAUGCCUCCUCAGCCGUCACCUUCCCAGGAGUCAAGGUCAUCUAUGACUUUGGCGUGUCCUUCAUCGUCAUCCUGGUGGUCUGGGCCGGCUGCUCCGGCUUGGUGUUCUUCAACUGCUUCUUCAACUGGCCACUGGAGCCCUUCCCGGGGCCGGAGGACAUGGACUAUUCGGUGAAGAUCAAGUUCAGUUGGCUGGGCUUUGACCACAAGAUCACGGGGAAGCAGUUCUACAAGCAGGUGACCACGGUGGGGCGCCGCCUGAGCGUGGGCAGUUCCAUGAGGGGCGCCAAGGAGCAGGCGGCGCUGCAGGAGGGCCACAAGCUGUGCCUGUCCACUGUCGACCUGGAGGUGAAAUGCCAGCCGGAUGCUGCAGCAGCCCCCUCGUUCCUGCACAGCGUGUUCAGCCCCAUCCUGCUGCUCAGCCUCCUCACCAUGUGCGUCACCCAGCUGCGGCUCAUCUUCUACAUGGGUGCCAUGAACAACAUCCUCAAGUUCCUGGUCAGCGGCGACCAGGACCAAGUGAUGGCCGCGGUGGGCCUGUAUACCUCCAUCUUCGGGGCGCUCCAGUUGCUCUGCCUGCUGACGGCCCCGGUCAUUGGCUACAUCAUGGACUGGAGGCUGAAGGAGUGUGAGGAUGUCUCGGACGAGCCCGAGGAGAAGGACGCAGGCCAAGGCGAGAAGAAGAAGAGGAAGAAACGGGACCGGCGGAUCCAGAAGGUCACCAACGCCAUGAGGGCCUUUGCCUUCACCAAUCUGCUGCUUGUGGGCUUCGGGGUGACCUGCCUCAUUCCCAACCUGCCGCUACAGAUCCUCUCCUUCAUCCUGCACACGAUCGUGCGUGGGUUCAUCCACUCGGCCGUCGGGGGCCUGUAUGCCGCUGUGUACCCCUCCACCCAAUUUGGUAGCCUCACAGGCCUGCAGUCGCUGGUCAGCGCGCUCUUUGCCCUCCUGCAGCAGCCCCUGUUUCUGGCCAUGAUGGGCCCCCUCCAAGGAGACCCCCUGUGGGUAAGAAGGGGCAGGGGGCUGUGGGGCAUGGGCUUCUGCUCCACCCAGCUGACAAGGAGCAGGGAAACCCCUCAGGCUCUUCCAGAGUAUCAGAGUGAGUGGUGAGAGCAUCCCUGGGUGGCACCUGCACACAGUGGUGCUGCGGAAGAAAGCCCUAGCUGUCAGAUGCUUCUUUGAAGAUUCCAGGCCAGCAGUCCUGUGAGGUUCUCCUCCGUAAUACACAGGGCACCAGCAGUCUGCGUCCACUCCAAGGCCACGAGUUUGAGGUUUGGGCAGGCAAGGGACAGGGGCAGUGAGACGUGUCUGCUUGCGAUCU